Messenger RNA from Homalodisca vitripennis (glassy-winged sharpshooter), 1281 nucleotides. It is a transcript of the gene SmB, whose product is annotated as small nuclear ribonucleoprotein-associated protein B. Gene Ontology annotation, cellular component: U2 snRNP; U1 snRNP; U2-type prespliceosome. Lineage: Eukaryota; Metazoa; Arthropoda; Insecta; Hemiptera; Cicadellidae. Gene Ontology annotation, molecular function: RNA binding. The transcript has 6 exons. The record is from RefSeq and is a predicted model, not a curated record. Gene Ontology annotation, biological process: mRNA splicing, via spliceosome. The coding region runs from base 167 to 793 and encodes 208 amino acids.
UUCCUAGAACGUUUGAGUAACGCAAUGCUCAAUGUGGUAAUGGCGCCUAUUUCUCAGUGAGUUGUGAUUUGCCGGUUAGGUACGACAUCCAAGAUAAGUGUUAAAACAAAUACAUUCAUUUCAGGCGAUUAAUAUUUUUUGAAAAGUGUAAAACUUCAACCUCAAAAUGACAAUCGGGAAGAACAAUAAGAUGCAACAGCAUCUUAACUACAGGGUUAGAAUUACCUUACAAGAUUCCAGGACAUUUAUUGGAACAUUUAAAGCAUUUGACAAACACAUGAAUGUCAUCAUCGGAGAUUGUGAGGAAUUCAGGAAGCUCAAACCCAAGGGGUCCAAGCAGCCAGAGAAAGAGGAGAGGAGACUACUAGGGUUUGUGCUGUUGCGAGGAGAAAACGUGGUGUCGCUGUCAGUGGAGGGGCCCCCGACUCCGGAAGAGGGUCCUAGGGUGCCUAUCCCCGGAGCAGCUCCAGGUCCCGGCAUCGCACGAGCAGCUGGUCGUGGCAUCCCAGCAGGAGGCGGUGGAGUACCAGCUGGACUACAAGGCCCAGUGCGUGGUGUGGGUGGACCGUCACAACAGGUGAUGACUCCUGGAGGCAGAGGUAUGGGCAUGGUCGGACCACCCCAGGUCCGAGCGGGGCCAGCGGGAAUGCCCCACAUGAUGCCGCCACCUGGAAUGCUUGCAAUGCAGCCGGGUAUGCAAGGAAUGCCACCAAUGGGCAGGGGAGGCCCACCUCCAAUGCAGGGUCCACCCCCAGGCAUGAUGAGAGGAGGUCCACCUCCUCGACCAUACUAGGACUGAAAUCGAUUCUGAGUAUCGUCAACUGUCUUUGUGAUAAUCUUCUCGUUCUCAGCAGACAGUGUUCUACCGUUCCCUAGAUUAUAAGGCGUUUAAUUUAGGAAUAAUGUAAAUAUUUUGAGGUCAAUUCUUAGAAUGGAUAUAUUGUGACCAGUGAAACUUUAGAGGGACAAACAGUAAUUAAUAAAAAUAAUGAAACAUGACAUAUGAAAUAUCAAUCGUGAGAUAUAUUUUGAUGCAUAAUAACUUGUCUUUUCUUUGGACAUCUUUCUACGAUUUUAUUUCUUAAAUGUUCCUCUUUUUAAGUGCUUUGAUUCGGAGUCAUGUAUUGCUUUUGUAUUAUUUUUCUUCAACAGUUGUAUCAAAUUUUUAAAUUUAUUCACUUUAUCAAUCAGUGAUCCUGUUUACCAUAAUUCUGUAGUGUAUUCGCUAAUUGUUUUAAGUAAAACCUACGACUUUUGUAUGUGAAUAAAACAUAUUUUAGA